This is a messenger RNA of Telopea speciosissima, 1842 nucleotides long. RefSeq names its product biotin carboxylase 1, chloroplastic. NCBI's taxonomy places the organism in Eukaryota, Viridiplantae, Streptophyta, Magnoliopsida, Proteales, Proteaceae. The coding region runs from base 19 to 1617 and encodes 532 amino acids. The record is from RefSeq and is a predicted model, not a curated record. The transcript is spliced from 17 exons. Gene Ontology annotation, molecular function: ligase activity; ATP binding; metal ion binding.
GCUUUUUUUAGUUCAAUUAUGGAUGCUAUGAUUGUUUGCAAAUCCGUCUACUCGCCACCUGGCUUAUUUGUGGGGCGAGCUGUAGGAAUACGGAGCUCACAAUGUAGCUUUAUGGUGGGUAGCCCGGUUAGUUUUCCUAGGCAGAGAGCUCAAGCUGUUCAUGUGAGCCGGAAGUCAAAGAAACGUGGGGGAGCACUAAGUGCUACAUGUCGAGAUGAUAAGAUUCUUGUAGCCAAUAGAGGAGAAAUUGCAGUCCGUGUGAUUCGAACCGCUCAUGAAAUGGGGAUACCUUGUGUUGCAGUCUACUCAACCAUAGAUAGGGAUGCACUUCAUGUGAAACUUGCAGAUGAAGCAGUUUGCAUUGGUGAAGCACCAAGUAAUCAAUCAUAUUUGGUGAUCCCAAAUGUUCUUGCUGCUGCAAUUAGCCGUGGAUGUACAAUGUUGCAUCCUGGAUAUGGCUUCCUAUCUGAGAAUGCAGUUUUUGUUGAAAUGUGCCGAGAGCAUGGAAUUAACUUUAUCGGGCCUAAUCCUGAGAGCAUUCGGGUUAUGGGGGACAAAUCUACUGCCAGAGAGACAAUGAAGAAAGCUGGUGUUCCAACUGUACCAGGAAGUGAUGGAUUGUUACAGAGUACAGAUGAAGGUAUCAAGCUCGCCAAUGAGAUUGGUUUUCCUGUGAUGAUCAAGGCAACUGCUGGUGGUGGAGGACGUGGAAUGCGUCUUGCUAAAGAACCUGAUGAGUUUGUAAAGUUGUUGCAGCAAGCAAAGACCGAGGCUGGUGCUGCGUUUGGAAAUGAUGGAGUUUAUUUGGAAAAAUAUGUUCAAAAUCCUAGGCACAUCGAGUUCCAGGUUCUUGCCGAUAUGUUCGGUAAUGUUGUUCACUUUGGAGAGCGUGAUUGCAGCAUCCAGCGAAGGAACCAAAAGUUGCUUGAAGAAGCUCCUUCCCCUGCAUUGACACCAGAAUUACGGAAAGCCAUGGGUGAUGCAGCAGUUGCAGCAGCAGCAUCCAUAGGUUACAUUGGUGUGGGAACCAUAGAAUUCCUUCUGGACGAGAGGGGUUCCUUCUACUUCAUGGAAAUGAACACUCGGAUUCAGGUGGAACAUCCCAUCACUGAGAUGAUUUCUUCUACUGAUUUGAUUGAAGAACAAAUCCGUGUGGCUAGAGGAGAGAAACUCCGGUACAAACAGGAAGAUAUUGUUCUGAGAGGACAUUCAAUUGAAUGCCGUAUUAAUGCUGAAGAUGCUUUCAAAGGAUUCCGACCAGGACCUGGGAGAGUAACAGCUUACUUGCCAUCUGGAGGCCCAUUUGUGAGAAUGGAUAGCCAUCUUUAUCCUGAUUAUGUGGUUCCCCCAAGCUAUGAUUCCCUACUUGGAAAGCUUAUUGUUUGGGCGCCAACACGAGAAAGAGCAAUUGAGCGCAUGAAAAGGGCUCUUGAUGACACUGUAAUUACAGGGGUUCCUACAACAAUUGAUUACCACAAACUCAUCCUUGAUGUUGAGGACUUCAGAAAUGGCAAGGUUGAUACUGCAUUCAUUCCAAAGCAUGAAAAAGAGUUAGCUGCGCCCCAGAAGAUGGUGCUAUCGACUCCUACCAAAGAACUGGCUAACACAACUGCUUAGGUGGAUCUCGUUUGAUCCAGACAUAGUUUCCAAUAUGAGAUGUGUCAAUUUAUUGAGUUAAUUUAUCUUAACAUAUUUUUUUUGCUUUGAAUGUAUGAAAAUUUUUAGGAACACAGACAUAUAUCCUUUCUUUCUGUAGGAAAUGGAUGGAGAAUCUUUUAGGAUUGAGAAGCAUUUUUUGAAGAGGAUUCUUGAAUUAAUGGAACUUGAAACCUAAUUUACUGC